This is a messenger RNA of Hordeum vulgare subsp. vulgare (domesticated barley), 1211 nucleotides long. Its product is annotated as transcription factor bHLH168-like. The transcript is spliced from 5 exons. The coding region runs from base 114 to 995 and encodes 293 amino acids. NCBI's taxonomy places the organism in Eukaryota, Viridiplantae, Streptophyta, Magnoliopsida, Poales, Poaceae. Gene Ontology annotation, biological process: regulation of transcription by RNA polymerase II. The record is from RefSeq and is a predicted model, not a curated record. Gene Ontology annotation, molecular function: DNA-binding transcription factor activity, RNA polymerase II-specific; RNA polymerase II transcription regulatory region sequence-specific DNA binding; protein dimerization activity. Gene Ontology annotation, cellular component: RNA polymerase II transcription regulator complex.
AAUGGCAUAUUUCGCGUACUCCCAUAGGCUGGCCGGCCGUUAUCCGUAUACUGGUCCUUCGUCCUCUCCAUCUCAUCAUUUUCCUUGCUUGUGAAGUCUACAUCUCCUACUCCAUGAAUGCCUGCGCUCUGAACUCGAUGGAGCCGGUGAAGGCGAAGCCGGCGAGGGGCGGGAAGAGGAGCAGGGAGAGUGGCGGCACGGCGGUGGUGCUGCUGGAGAAGAAGGAGUCGGAGAAGGAGAGGAGGAAGCGCAUGAAGGCGCUCUGCGAGAAGCUCGCAUCCCUCAUCCCAAGGGAACACUGCUGCUCCACCACUGAUACAAUGACCCAGCUAGGCAGCCUGGAUGUGGGGGCAUCGUAUAUCAAGAAGCUGAAGGAGAGGGUCGAUGAGCUACAACGUAGGAUGACCUCUGCGCAGACCUUGGAUACCUUGAGAGGAGACACUAGCAUCCCAACGCCCACUACCACCACUACCACGAAAAGCGUUGUAGGGUCGCUGGAAGAAGAGAAAGCUCGGGAGGCAUCGGCACCCGUAUUGCAGGUGCGGCAACACGACGAUUCAAGCAUGGAGGUGAGAUUGAUAUGCUGCAUGAAGAGGCCGAUCAAGCUCCAUGAAGUGAUCACCAUCCAUGAGGAAGAAGGUGCUGAGAUCAUCAACGCCAACCACUCUGUUGCUGGCCAAAAAAUGUUCUACACUAUACACUCUCGGGCCUCUAGCUCGAGAAUUGGCAUAGAUGUUCCAAGGGUUUCUGAACGACUGCGAGCAUUGCUCCAACUUUAUUCACAUGAAAAUCAGGCACCAUCGUGCAUGCACAACAAGCAAGUCCUCAGGUACAAUGAUGGGGCCAACGCGACUCCUCCCAAGGAGCUCGUCGGCAACAAUGAUAUAGGUGGAACCAACAAGGUGGCAAACCACGAGUGUGAGUCUUGGGUUGAGCAAGACCAAGUGAUGUGGAGUUCCCUGCUUGCGUCAAUAUCACCAGAGUUGCUCGAGUAGGUGUGAGAUGUGUCAACCAUGGUUGAGCACUUGUCUACCUUUGUGGUGCAUGUUCUCCUCUCAUCAUGUAAUUGGCAAAUCUGAGGAAGAAUGUCUAUCGGUAAGUGACUACUUCAACAAAGUAAAGGAACUCGUCGAUACUAUGGCCAUGCUAGUAUCUCCUCUUGCCGAAGAUGACAUGGUCUCCUAUGUGUUAUAUGACCUUGGAUCUAACUA